This is a messenger RNA of Lytechinus pictus (painted urchin), 8075 nucleotides long. RefSeq names its product nucleolar transcription factor 1-B-like. Lineage: Eukaryota; Metazoa; Echinodermata; Echinoidea; Temnopleuroida; Toxopneustidae. The coding region runs from base 359 to 2584 and encodes 741 amino acids. The record is from RefSeq and is a predicted model, not a curated record. The transcript has 18 exons.
AUUGGUCGUUGCGUGUUUACUGAUCGAUUUCGUAAACAAGAGUGUCAUCCUUGGUCACUCCGAUUGAAACAUUAGUUGACGGGCUGCGUUGUGCAUGCCGUGUUUUAAAUAUAAAUCAAAACAAUAUUCGUGAACGAGGUUGUAGAUAGCGGCCUAAUUAAUAUAGUCCACGUGAGUAAAGCUAGCCGAGGGGAUCAAAAUUAAAUAUUGAACUCUGCCAGCCGAAGAUCUUUGUGUGUGAAAUCAGUGAUGUGGAAUUAAUUAAGUCAAUAACUACCCAAAGUCAUAAACACUCAUUAGAUUUGUUAUUAUAUAAUUUUUUCAAGGGUACUAUUUUUUGUUCUCGGUGCGUACCGUGAUGAUCCUGGCGCCUAUGCAGCCGAUAGACACCGCGCUGGAUAGCGGGCGCGGAGGAAGCGGGUCGGGACCCGAGAGCGUUGGGGCGAAUCAAGAAGUUCUAGAGACAGCCAUCAUGGACGCUGAAAUUGCAAGUCCCAAACGCAAAAUGGAAGAGGAGGAGGGAACAGAGGGAGGAGAAACGGGGGUGAAGAAGAUCAAAACAGAAAAUGGUCUGAAAUUCUUGCUUCAGGAUAGACUGACCUUGAUAGCAAGCAUCAAGAAACAGGCUCCAAAGAAGGAUAACCAGUCCUACAAGUCCAGGGUCUCAAAGUUAGACUGGAACUUAGUCCAAUUUGGUACCUACACUGCAGAGGACUGUAAGAAUGAAUGGAACAGCAUACAGGCAGAGAUCCGUAAGUACAAAACCUUGGCAGAUGUUGCUAAUGAAGCAGCAGCCCUGGUCCAAACUCCAAACUACAUUAUUAAAAAACUGGUCCAUCCAGACAUGCCAAAGAAGCCCUUGACGCCGUUCUUCAUGUUCUACAAGGAGAAGAACAAGAAGAUGAAGGAGAAACAUUCCACCAUGUCUCAAGUCCAGAUCACACAGAUGCUGUCCAUCAAGUUCAAAGAAUUGCAAGAGAAGAAGAGGAAUAAAUAUUUUCAGAGGUAUGAGAUCGAGACGAGGGCAUAUGAGCAAGCUAUGGAGAAGUUUUAUGACGACCAUCCGGAUUACAAAGCCCAGUUGAAGGCAAGCAAAGGGGCAUCUAAGCCCCCUCCCCUGCCCACCCCAUACAAGUUAUACUCAGUGAAGAGACAUGCACAAUUGCUUACAGAUAAUCCACAGGUGACCAAAGGAGAAGCUGAAUCAAAGAUGAGACAAGAAUGGAAUGCUCUCUCUGAACGAAAGAGAAUGAAAUGGAUCCUUGCCUCCAUUGCAGAGAAACCAAACUACGAUAAAGCGAUGGUGACAUUUAUAGAGAACCAUCCUGCUUUCAAGGUCCCUACAAAUCAGAAACCUCUUCUCACCAAAAAAGAGCUUGGUAUCAAAGAACAUCAAGAGGGCAGGCCAUCUAAACCACCCAUGACUGCAUACAGUUUAUUUUGUUCCGAGAUGCUCAAACAGAUGGAAGAUGUCUCUCCAAAGGAAAAGAUGUUGCAGUGUAGCACAAGAUGGAGCCAGCUUAGUGACAAGGGUAAAGCAGAAUAUAAGAUGAAGGCAGCUAGGAUGAAGGAGCAUUAUGAAAGAGAACUUGAGAAAUAUAUUGAGAAACUACCACCAGGUGAAAAGGAGAAGUGUCUUGCAGAAUUAAACAGUAUUCGUAGAAUGCCAAGUUCCAAGAAGGCUAAGCUUGCUUCAGAGAAAGCAGCCAAGAGCCCUGCAAGUGCUGAGAAAUUUGAGCUAAAUCUGAAUGGAAAGACAACAGGAAAAGAUUUGUGGAUUGCUGAUAAACUACCAGCCUACAUCAAAGAAAUGUCCAAGUCAAAAGCGCUUGCUCAGCUGAGGACUCAGUGGGAUCUACUAGACAAAGGAAUGAAAUCAACUUGGGUCAAGCAAUCAACAACGCUAAACAAACAAAUUGAGCAAAAUGACAGACUUCGGCAGCUAUGGUUAAAUGCACCAAAGAAGCCAUUUGAGAGUGCAUACAGGUACUUUUCAUGUGCCAUGCUGAAGGCCCCUGAACUGAAGGGGAUUGAUCAGAAGGAGAGGUUCAAGGAAGUUGCCAAGAGGUGGAAAACCAUCAGUGCAAUGGAAAAGAAGAAAUAUGAAGCUAAGAAAGAGAAGGCAAUCAAAGAAUAUAAGAAGCUCUUAGAGAAAUACAAGAAGACUCUAAAUGAAGAAGACAGAGCCAGGUUUAUUGAGAUGGAGACCAAGCCAGCCAUGAGGCAGAAACUCCUCAAGAAAGCACCAAGGACUGCUCUAGCCAAGAAGACAGUCAAGGUGGAGGUUGAAAGUGAAGAGGAAACAGAUGAUGACGAGGAGGAAGAAGAGGAGUCCGAGUCUGAAUCAGAGGAGGAGGAGACCGACGAUGAUGACGACGAUGAUAACGACGAGGAGGACGACGACGAUGAUGAUGAGGAAGAAGAGGAGGAGGACGAGGAUGGAGAGAACGCCCAGGGGAAUGCCAGCAGCUCGGAAGAAUCGGAAUCGGAGGAAGAAGAAGAGGAGGAGGAAGAAGAGGAGGAGGAGGAAGAAGAAGAGGAAGAGGAGGAAGAAGUAGAGGAAGACUCGUCGGAGUCUGACUGAUGCUCGUAUCAAUCUGUUUGGUGCUCAGAUUGAUAUUCCUUUGAUAAGACUCUGAACAUUCAUUCAUUCCAUUAGCACCAUUGAUUCAUCAAGACCCCCUUUGAAUAUUGGUGCCACCUCUUUCCAAUGUCACCGAUGCACUGAUCACAUGACUCACUCUGCCAUCACCUGACUUUAUCAUCAAUCACGGGCUGUCUUUGUGGUCACCUGUAAAGAAUGCUUUCAAGUUCUGUUGAACAUUAUGUCCCAUAUCCAACGGUUUUUCUGCAAAUUUGUGACUCGAAGCUUUUAUGGCCAUAACGCCUUGCUCCAGAUGCCAGCCGUUUUUACUGUUACUGGUUCUUGUUCAUCACUUGGCACCGAGGCAUGACAGUUCUUAUUCAUGUGACAUGGGCUUCAAGUCAAUUUUAGAUUCAGUUGUUGUAGUACUUUUAGUGAGUCUGUACCCUUUCUUUUUCAACCAUGUGUACCUUCACAUCCAGCACUCUGUUUUUUUGCGACAGUCAAACUAUGUUUCUUGAUGGUUAAUCAUUUGGUAGCUUGCAGGGUUGGCUGAUUUAAAUAACGAUGAUUUAAAUCACUAUGUUUAUUUUAAAUCAUUGAUUUAAAUCACUUCCAUUGAAAUGUGUGCAAAUGAAUGACAGUUUUUUAUUUGUGGCAGUUUUAUUUUUUCACUCAAAAUAGAAAGAUAUCAAUUUUAUAUCAUAAAAACAUAAAUAAAUGCUUCAUAUUCACUAAAAACAAUUGAGAUCAUGUCAAUAAAAUCAGGUUGAUCUUGCAAUGUAGCCUAUAAACGGUUUAACACUCAGGCCCCUACUCCACUUUCACUAUGAUUUUUUUUUUUUAUAAUUGAUUUAAACAAUCAAAAAGCUCCAACCAUGGCUCAAAUACCAAAGAAGGUUUAAACAAACAAAAAGAAAUGUAGUUUUCUUUAUUAAACACAUGAUUUUCAGUCCUUGGCUUGAAAAUCAAGAAUGUUUCUCUUUCGAAAAUGUGAGUCUCUGAGUCUUGGAAUUCUUCCAAAGAAACUGAUCCUCAUUUCAUGUUUGAAUAGGAACACUAACUUUGCAGUAUUAGCUGUACCAAGGCAGUUCCUCAACUUGGACCAAACCAGUCAGUAGGAGCUAAAUACCCUACACGAGAGGAUGCAGAAACAGCAUCUUCAUCAUGACUUGCGUAUUCUAUAUAAAUUCUAUUUUGACUGGAUUUGAUUAUGAAAUAGCAUAGAAGUUGAUAAUAAUUUUAGUUGUGAAAUGUAUGAUUUUGAAAAUAAUUUCAGUGUAAGGGUUAUAUUUUUGGUGUACCCACUUUGUUUUAGAAAAUAUUGUUUUAAGGAAAAAAUCUGAUCUAGAAUUUUUUUAAUCUGAUUUAAAUCAAAUAAAUCCAUUUUUUUUUUAUUGAAAAAAAAAUUGCCAACCCUGGUAGCUUGUCAAUUGAUGAUUUGUAGGAAGUGAAGUGAAUCAUAUUACCUUAAACUCCAGAGGAUGUGUAUUUUACUUGGAACAUGCUAGUAGGUGUCUCACAAUACUUAUUAUUCUUAACCGUUUAUGCUUCAUACAGUUGUAUUUCCUGUAUUUCAAUUCUAAAUCAUCUAAAGCAGUCCAGUUGAUUAUUAUGUUUUACUGCUUUACACCUCUAAGGGCCCCGUCUUACAAAGAGUUGCGAUUGAUCCGAUCAAUCACGACUAUGGAUGACCAGCAACGCCGACAUCUAUUAUGCAUGCUUUUUCAAAAUAUUUUCUAGCUAUGAUGUAUAUUCAUGCAUUCAUUUUUUCUUGAAAAUUCGCUUUGCUUCUCUUUGUUUACAAAGUUUACUCAGGACAUUGUGCAAAUUUUCUGUAGAAAAAAAAGUAUGACACUGAUGGAUUUCCAUGUAGUUACAAUUAAUUGGAUCAAUCGUAACUCUGGCCAAGAUCUGUCGGAUAUGUAUUUCUUCAGUAGACUGAGUUGACCAAAUUUCACAACAUUCAUGUGGCUUAGUCUUUUAUUAUUUGUUUUUAAAGACAUCAUAGGACGUAUUGAUUUCAGGUCAUUUGAUACAGAUACAUGUUGAUAUUCUUUUAAGUGGUCCAAGAAUCCCAUGUUUCCUGUAAGGCCAUUGUUGAUAUUUUAAGGUUUGAGCUAUUCAUUUAACCAUCCUUACUAGUUACUAAAUACAAUUAUGUGUCCUUGAUUUGAUUACUAGUACUCUGGACUGAUUGCUUGAUCAAAAUAGUUAAUAUACCAGAUGGCAGGGAAAAAAUUACAUGAUGGCUCUGGGCGAUUUCACCCCAAAAAGUUCUCAAAACAGCCCUGGAAUAUCCCCAUCCACUACAGUGUUACAGCUUGGCCUAAUAAAAGAAAUGUCCUAUAUUAUUUAAUCACAAGGACCAAAGCUGUAGAUUGAAUUUAGUAUUCCUGCUUGAAUUUUAACCACAUGUAAUAUAAGACUAGAGAGGCUCUUAAAAAUCAUUUCAGAGUUGUGUUUAAUCUUGAUUUUUAAAGCAAAUUUGUGCAACACCACCACGGUUUUCCUGCAGUUCUAGCAUGUAAAUACUAAUGUAUUUGGACAUAUUUUCUUUUGUAAAGACGUAAAUUGUAUUCUAAUGAAUUUAGUUACUGAAAUUGGAAAUGUUUGUGUAUUAGAGAUUAACUCUGUAAAUUUUUGAGAAAAAAAAAGUUUUUAUAUUGAGCAAAAGCAAGCAGACUUUUGAAUCAGUUUGAUCAUAGGCUAAAACUUUACUCUUUUUCCUUUAUGUGUGCAUGUUGGGUAUGAAAUAUCUACAUAUUAUUUUCUUUGUAUUUUUUUCUUCAGAUAUUUAUAUCACAUCUAUUUCAUUGAUUCUCUGAACCAUGAAAUGUGAUAUGAAUCUCGUUUAGUGUCAUGAAAUGAUUUGUCACCCUUAUUUAAUAAAAUAAAAUGAAAUGUUGAAAAUAAUAUAUAUUUUUUGUUGUCACUAUUACCACUAAGUAACAUUCCACAUAAAUCACUGCUACGUAAAAGAGUUGUCACUCCUGGGGCCCGUUGCAGAAAGAGCUGCAAUCUAUCGCAACUCUAAAAAUCUUGCGCAACUUGAUUUUCAACCAAUCAACAGCGUGCAUUUGGGACCUGCGUUUAAACGCAACUCUUUCUGCAACGGACCCCAGGUGGACUAUUUAGUCUAUAUCCAGCAACGUACAUUUGUCAAGUCAUUUUAUCCUAUUUAUGAAUAUCACAAAUUCAAUUUGUUUUGAUCAAGAAUUGUUUUUUUUUUAACAACACAAAGUGAUAUCUUGAUAUGAAGAAAUGGGCUUGUCAUGUGUAUAAAUCAUUAAAUCAUUUAGGUGUGACAGCAUAUUAGGGUUCUGUCGUCUUUACUAUUCAUGGUAAUUACCAUGGUAACAAUGCUCAACAGCCAAUCAAAAUCAAGGAUUCCAUGAUAGACACCAUGAAGUUAUCUUUUCUGCAGCAGGAACCAGUCAACUUGGUAUGUCGGGAAAAGAUAAAAAAAGAUUCAAUAAGUUCAUUCAAAGGCCCACAUUUCACUCUCUAUUGUAGAGUACUUUCAUAGAAGAACUUUCAGAAAAACUUGGAGGUCCUAAUUUGGUAUACAUGCACAAUACUUGGCUAUUUUUUUUUUCUUAUCAGGCUAAGGGGACUCUGUAGACUUAGUUUUUAUCAGAGUACCAGUGCAAGUGUAUACAAGAGAUGUUUGUAUACUACUGUUUGUGAGAGGGGUCUAUCUUUUUAUCUUUUUCAUUGAUCUUUUGAACAUAGAUGAGAGCUUGAGUUUGUGUCAUUAUUCAUUUAUUAGAAAAUAAAAUUAUAUCAAAAAAAGUGAUUCAGGUUAGGUUAGGUUAGUAUAGGUUACAAGUGGAAAACCAAGUGAUGUCAGCUCUAUUUUGAAUGAAAUAUAUUUCAGGGUUUUAUUGUUAUUUAGAUAAAACCAUAGUCCAUAAUGCAACAUUGUUCUUUCACACGCAGUAUUGUCUUUGUACCCAAUUGUUUCAAAUGAUCUGUUCUACUUCUAACAUAGUGUUGUCGCAUAUGUUUUACAAGGAUCACUUCACUUCACACACUUUACAUAUUAUGUGUUGUGGUAAAUAGAUGGUUGUUAUUUUGCACCAGAGUAUUUACUAUACAAGUGUUUGAAUGCACAAAUGUGAUUUAUAAUUCAUAAUGGAACAUAAUUUAUGUAUAUUUCUUGUCAUUCCGUCACUAUUAUGACUGGUUCCUGUCGGAUGGCAAAUACCGUUUUCAAGCAGAAAAUUUUUAUCCAAAUUUCAUAACUUCUAAUUGGGUGAUAACUGCUUAUGAUCAGUUCAUCUGCAUCGAGUCAAUUGGGGUAUAAAAAAAAAUCCUGCUUGAAAAUUAUGUUUGUUCUGCCAGUAAUAUUUAAAACCUUAGAUCCUGUUUGAUUAGAACUUCACAAUCUUGCCUCUUAUUUUCAUUCUUUCAUUCUUCUAUUGCAAACAUGCCGUAUACUUUAACCCACACAUCUGUCAUUGCUGGCUUUCCUCCUCUUCACCCGAAUAGAGCUUGGACUGAUCUCACACCAAGACUGAUUAUUCAAUCUUUUGAGAGUGAUGUGUAUGUCAUGAAUGAGCUAUUAAGGGCAAAGAUCUCAAUCCUUCCCCCCCCCCCCAUCCCCUGAAAAUGAAGAGAUUUAAGGCCUGAGAACCCAUUUCACGAAAGUUUUCAUUAUCUGAUUGUUACCAUAGUAACAGACAUCUGUGCUUCUCAGCCAAUCAACAUCAAGGAAAGUUGUCGGAUCUCUGUGUUGACGAAAUGCCUCCUUGGUAACUUGCUUUCAGCCUAUCAAAUUUUUUUUUGGUUUGAAGCUUUGUGAAACCGAACCCAUCUUUGUAUGAGAUUUCAUUGUAAUGAAUAGUUUACAUUUCUUUUUAUGAGAUUGGCUGUUGACAAUGACGUUCAUCAAAUAUCUAUUCAUGCCUUGUGGUCUCUCAGUAUAACAUAGAACCUUUGUAUGACAGUGCAUUUUGCAAUAUCAUGCAUGCCGAUAGCUCUAGAAAACCAUUGAUCAUUUACCUUAAUAUUGUAGAUAUUUUUUUCUCCAUUUUAUCAUUCCUUAUCGGAACUGUGGUGCUGACUAAAAGUCAUUGAUUUAUUUCACACAAUCUUCUGUCAUUGGGUUUUUUCUCAUUCAUCCAAAAUAAUAUUGCAUAUAUAAGAUAUUAUAUUAUGACAGAAAGAAAGUGAGUGGGUAUAUGGUCACUGAUUAGUGUGUGCUGUGUGCCAAGUUGAAUGCAUACAGGCAGCCUGUACAUUUUUAGAAAAAAAAAGCAAAACAUUUAAAAAUGUAAUUUAUGGAUCAUAUUUUGGAUGGAGAUAGUUGUACAGAAUUUUCAGGAAUGAAUUUGUCUGAAUAUGAGCAAAGCAUUGAGAAAGGAAAAAAAAGAAUGUUUUUACUCCCACUGUUGAAAAGCUGUCUGCAUUAUUUGUUUUAUUAUAUGUUUGUGUGUAUUCCAGUUCAGAAUAAAGCAUAAGUUUUAUAUGAUGGAAUUGCACCUCA